Molecule: messenger RNA, 876 nt
Organism: Apodemus sylvaticus (European woodmouse)
Lineage: Eukaryota; Metazoa; Chordata; Mammalia; Rodentia; Muridae
Product: cytoplasmic polyadenylated homeobox-like protein 2
Exons: 3
Coding region: 1-876 (291 amino acids)
Biological process (GO): regulation of transcription by RNA polymerase II
Cellular component (GO): nucleus
Molecular function (GO): DNA-binding transcription factor activity, RNA polymerase II-specific; RNA polymerase II cis-regulatory region sequence-specific DNA binding
Source: RefSeq, a predicted model, not a curated record
AUGAGACAAGAAAGAGGAAAAUCAAAAUUCAGACAUAAAUUCACCACGGAAGAAGUGAAGAUACUCAAACAAGAGUUUAAAAACUCUCCUUAUCCAUUUUUCGAGACCAAGGAUGAGCUGGCACAACAGUUUCAAUGUGACGUGAGUGUGAUUGAUAACUGGUUUCAGAAUAAAAGAGCCAGAUCACCACAAGAAGUGAAAGAAAAACUUUCCGACAUCAGAAGAUCACGCAAGUGCCAAAACUACAUGCUUACAGGUCCCCAGGACACCCAGACCGAGGAGGCUUCUGGUGAACAGUGUGACUUUGUGGUCCAGAGCGUUGGAAUGAGAUCAGUCGGCACUGAGGAGUACCAAGGGGCCACUGGAAGUGGUUCUUACAACUUCAGUCCCAUAAACUUUACUCUCCCCCCUGGGUCUGAGCAGUAUUAUAUGGGUGGGGACCAUCCUGAGACACAGGAAAGCCAAAGUUUCACAUUCUCUCUCUGUGUGCAGGGGCAAAGGCAGAUGGAUUCUAACAAUUCCCCAGUGUUCCCAGAACAGCAGCAGAAUAACUGGGAAUAUCAGCAACCACUGCAGCGUCCCCAGGGCUUCCAAGAGAGGGUCUCCUUGGCCGACUGGCUCUUUGAGCACCAGAGUCUUAGAGACUUAGGGCAGCAGGUAUCCUUCUUCUUUGCCCCAGAGCAUCAGGAUCAGUUUGACCCAAGUGAUAGAGAUGCAGCAGGCUCUCAGACUCUGCUCUGCGAGCCUCAGUCAGGGUCCCACCAGAUGUCCCUUUGGCUGCACGGGCAGCAAGAGCCUGCUGACAGCUGUACUCCAAUGGAGUGCAGUCCUGUCAAAACACACCCAGCCUACAAUUCACAGUCUUCAGGAAUUUAG